Clupea harengus (Atlantic herring) is the source of this 3820-nucleotide messenger RNA. RefSeq names its product TLC domain containing 5a (gene tlcd5a). NCBI's taxonomy places the organism in Eukaryota, Metazoa, Chordata, Actinopteri, Clupeiformes, Clupeidae. Gene Ontology annotation, cellular component: membrane. The record is from RefSeq and is a predicted model, not a curated record.
CACAAAAUUCCUCUGUGUGUGUGUGUGUGUGUGUGAGAGGGGAUAGAGGGGGGGUAUGUGAGGGGGGCAGGAUGGGGGCACUGCAGCUCAAAAGAACUCUUUGUGAGAUCUAAAGGGCCUCUUCUAAUAUAUAUGCAUAUGGCUGAAGAGAACAGCCAUCUCCACAACAUGCCUGGGCUGUGAAAUCAAUCACUGAAACUACAGAUCCCAAGAUGCAUUGCAUGGAUAUGACUGUGGGAUGAAGGAACUGUGAGCCAAGACUAUUUUUUUUAUUUGUUUAUAUGUACAGUAGUGUAGUCUUUGUAUAGUCCUCUGCUAUUUUGCUGGUUCACACCAAUUCAGGUUGUUUGUAUUUUGUUUUGAUUACUGUUCGUUAUUUAUUUUGUUUGCAAAAAGAAAUGAUCAAAGAAGCUAAUGAACAACAUGCACAAGUGGAAUCUAACACCGUUCACUCUGAUGUCAUUUUUGUUUUGUGUCGUGUCAUACUCUCUGGUUAAUGAUUCCUUCCUGACCUGUAUUUCUCUAAGUGUGAGGAUCUGUCUCUAAUGACCUAGUCAUGUGUGUGUGUGUGUGUGUGUGUGUGUGUUGUGUCCUGGUGUCUUGCUCACCAGCCAGUAGAGGAGGAAGGUCUCGUGUCCUUGAGAGUUGGUCUCUCACGCCUUUGAUUGUUGCAUUCCAGUGGCCUUAACAUUAACACAUUUCUAGUUCACUUACUUUGACUUCUGUGAGCAGAAUUGAGGGUGUGUGUGUGUGUGUGUGUGUGUGUGUGUGUGUGUGUGUGUGUGUGUGUGUGUGUGUGUGUGUGUGUGUGUGUGUGUGUGUGUGUGUGUGUGUAUGUAUACACAUAUUUAGUUGUAUCUGUGUGUGUGUUCAUUUGUUUCAUUUCAAUCUUUAUCAUUGAAUGUAGACUUUCAGUUGAUAGAUAGGGGACCAAAAGGGUUAAAGCACAUUCCAGAGCACACGUGUCAUCUUUAGAUGACGAAUAGUUCACCUUGAUCUAACACAGUGACGUCAUCACGCUCAUGUUAUGUCACAACACCGGAUCGAAACCCUACAGUCGCGUGAACUAAACCUCAUGUCCUGACGUCUUAUUGCAAGGAUUUAAGCGAAACCAAAGUCUACCUAUACAAAUGGAGUUAUGGCAGUUAUGGCAACGUAAGGUUGUGGAUGUAUGGCUACUUAGAGCUUCACGUGGCAUACUCUUAGGCAUUCUGUAAAAGCCACCAUCACUACUGUGGGCAUUAAGCCUCCAUCUGUUAUCACAACUGUGAUGUCAAUUUGACAAAGCUUUCAUUGUUACAUCACGUUUGCUUGUCUGACUUUUUAUGAUGCAGUAUGUUUAAAGAUUUAAUGUUUUUUUUUUUUUUUUUUUUUUUUUAAACACCCCAUAGAAGAACAUUGUCAAGCUACACUAAAUUUCCUUUUUGUUAGAAAGAGCAAUGUUUUAUUUGGUUGCUUGUGUAUUUUUCUUUUUUUUUACAUGUUUAGAGAGACAGAAUGUGUUAGUAUGUAGGCUAAAGCACAGAUUAGGAUCUGAAACAAUAACGGUACUGCUUCUAAAUACAUUUACAUUUAACCUGUUGAGAGAUUUCACAUUGGUAUAUCACGCCCCAACUAUCAAGCCAAAUGAUUGUGUAAAAUGUCAGACUUUCAGCCAUUUUUGAUGAACAAGUGCCUUAAUACCGACAUGUUUAUUGGUUGCUUUGUUAAGUUAGAGUGGACAUAUUUUUAUAUAAAAAAAUAUUCAGUUAGGACUCAAACCAUGACGACAGUGAAAAUGAAGUAACAAUUUUCAAAUAAAAUGUAUAUCUUUACAGAUGUCUCCCGGUGAAUUCUUGUGUGUGUUUGUGUGGUACGUUUCCUGUUAUUCCAUACAUGCUCUUUAUGUUGAAGUCGUGCUUUCCGUGUUAGUCAAAGGUGAUCUAUAAACAUGUUUUAGUCUUAAAUGUAUCAGUGAGCUCAGAGACAAUCUUUAUGCUACAGCAUAAGACCUGGCCUGUGCUGGUAUUUAGAAAAAAGCACGGCAUGCAUGUCGUUCUACAACCGGACCAGCAGGUGUCGCGCCUUCUCCGGAUGGAAGGAGCAUCUGUCGCCUGGAAACAAGAACACCCUCUUCUUUUUGUAGAGAUCGUUGUUGAUUCCUCGCGAAUAAUGCCACUUUUGUUUAUGUGGAGCACUGGGUACUGUCUCCGUGAAGACGUUGUUUGUUGCGAAUGAUUCAGACAGUGCCUUUCUUUCUUGAGGCCUGAGACUUGAAGGGGGAUGUUGGUUAUAUUCGCUUUAAACGUUCCAACAGGCCCGGUGCCACGAUGAUCCGAGCGUCACUACUGUGGACAUAACAAGUGAAUACACCGAUCCUGGUUCUCCGAUGGAACUGUGGUUCUUGAAUAGUUCAGCGAGAUGACAUGGCUAGUCGGAGUACUUCUGUCCCUCUUGGGUUGGAUCAGCCUCUACGCUUUCCUCUGCCACUCAAACGGUUCCCAUGGAUACGAGUGGAACUGUCGCCUGGUCACUCUGGUCCAUGGCAUCCUGGCUAUCUGCAUCACCGCCUACAUCGGCUAUGUGGAUGGACCCUGGCCCUUCAGCUAUCCAGGUACGAAGAACACGCCCCUGCAGAUGAGCGCCAUGGUGCUGAGCCUGAGCUACUUCCUGUUUGACAUGGCCUGGUGUAUCUACUUCCGCACUGAGGGCCUGGUGAUGCUGGCACACCACACCAUCAGCAUCCUAGGCAUCAUCCUGACGCUGGUCCUGGGCGAGUCGGGCAUCGAGUCGUGCGCGGUGAUCUUCGGCAGCGAGAUCACCAACCCCCUGCUGCAGGCGCGCUGGUUCCUGCGGCAGACGGGCCGCUACGAGAGCCGGCUGGGCGACGCGGUGGAUGUGAGCUUCGUGCUGCUCUUCGUGCUCAUGCGCAUCGUGGUGGGCGCCAACAUGCUCUACUGCGAGCUCAUCUCGCCCCGCCCCAAGUUCGUCAUCAAGUGUGGCGGUGUGGCCAUGUACGUGCUCAGCUGGGUGUUCACCGUGGACAUCGCCCGAUUCACCGUGCGCAAGUACCGGCGCUGGGGCCGGCGGGACCGAAUCACCGAGACCAACGGGCCGCACGCAAAGACAGACUGACAUGGCCACCGCUCAUUUCCUCACAGAAAUUUUAAAGAGAGAGAUUUUUAGAUAACAUUUCAGAAGAAGAUAACCAUGAUAAUUGAACAAGACCUGUGGACAGUGCGUUGCCUGAGAGAUAGAAAGACGCAUGGAGAUGUGAGCAUGUUAUUGCGGAAAAGCCCAGACUGGAAUGGUUCUGCCUUCUGUCUGGGGAGCUGAUGAAGCAGUACGAAAUGAGCCAUAGUUCAUGCGUCUCAGAUGACACUGUCCACUGCCUGCCAGACAGCAUUUCACAACGCCACUGUACUCAACUGCCCUCCACACGCAGCACAGUUGGGGGUAGAUCUGGCUGAGAUACGGUCCUGAUGCGGUUGCUUGGUGCCACAUCAGAGUUAGAUGCUACAUGGGGUUGUGCUUAUGACAGCAGACACACAGACACACACAGUCGGGGGUGAAUCUGGCUGAGAUCCGGUCCUGAUGCGGUUGCUUGGUGCCACAUCAGAGUUAGAUGCUACAUGGGGUUGUGCUUAUGACAGCAGACACAGACACAUGCUUUACAUAUGGUCUGCGUAGUUGUCAUUUGAAGGUGGCGUCUGCAAUUCGAACCCAAUAUACUUUUUGUCAACUUUAGCAAAUUGCUCCUCACGGUCGACUAGCGGUCGUCUUUGUGUGUGCUCAUAAAAACCUCUGGUGUGUGUGUACACAGCCCAGGGGUCAGGAAAGA